CUACACAACAAGGAUCUUAAAAUCAUCUUAUGUUGUGGACAUCACCGAAGUAUACAAAGAGGAAAGUACUGCCUGUUGUACAACAAUAGUGCUAGGUACCCGAUCAUGGCGUGCUUCCCAGCGGCGACAAGUAACUGAACAUAGCAUACCUGUGCAAAUUCCACAAAACAAGUAGUUUACAUCCCACAAAUUAAAUUCAGAAAAGAAAGCAAUAUCACACACUGAUAGUCAUAUAGACAACUCAACGUCUAGGAUGACAAUGACCUUGAGACAUCAAGUUCUUGGUUGGAAAAAAUGGAUCAAUGUGAUCCUCGCCAUAUUACUCACAAUAGUUGGCGUACACUGGUACACCAAAGCGCAAACAUGCCCAAACAAUAUAAGUAUGGAUAUAUCUGCGGAUGUAAUUGUUGACACAGACACAAAUAGUAUUAAAACAGAUGCCGAUCACUUGCAAAAAGCAGAAGCAGCUUUAACGAACUUAUUCACUACGUGGGACUCUUUUCUAACCACAUUAAGAGAAGAGGAGACGUCUGAUAGAGUAGAUGGCUCGGCCAUAUAUGCAUCAGUGAAUAGUAAGCGGUUUCUCACCAUGCUGCAAAGCGAUUUGUCGGUGCUGAAACGAGAUUCCUAUCUUGUAACAUCCAUUGCAGACGAAGCGGCAGUCAAUUUAUAUUUGAGAAAGUUCGAAUCAACAGUCGAAAAGUUGUCACAAUUUCCAAUGGGUGAGAAGCAAAUGGGUAUAGACAUGAGGCUUACGGAUGGUAGUAUUACGCUCAACUCAGGGAUGGCGUUGAACGUGUAUAGUGACAUCUGCGUAGAUGGCAACAAAACAGUAUUCAUCGCCCAGGAUGAAACGGAAUUUGACAUGCUCACGAGAUGCUGCGACAAGGCGACGCCGAUUCACCAUCGCAUCAAGAGUUGCCGAGCAUCCGUGGUGUCGCUCUGUGUUGCUAAUGCAGACAAAGCUAUCGCCACAGAGAUCCGAACGCAAGAGUGGGUGGACACGAAAGGUAUACGUGUCCUAGAUGGGCUGUCCUAUUGGCUCUACUCACCAAGUAAACAAGAACACGUUGGCCACUUGGUGAAUCGCCUGACGCAGACAUUCAGCAUGCUCAUGGAUAAUACGGUACCGAACCCUGAUUGGAUUGUAUCCUCUCGGUUGGUUUCGCCUGAGUCUGCACACACAAAGUUUUUGGCUGAGGCUGUGCUGGGUGAUUUGAUAGAGCGCACGUUGUGGCGCAAAGAUAUCGAACGAGCGUUGCCGGAAAGUAUUGUCUGUAUGAAGACUGCACUUGAGAUCGAUACUUCACAGUACGAGCGCACGUUCUUCACGAAGGAGCAGGGAGAGAAGUGGCGAGAGUAUGCAUUAGAUCACUUCCCACUCAACAAGACCAUCUACACCAGGGCUUGUCCAACCCCAAAAGCAGUUGUACUGCAACGGUUGGAAGGAAGCGGUUUGCGCCAGAUCCUGAAUUUUGAUGUGAUAGAGCGUGUGUUCAAGCGCAAUGGUAUCGCCACAUAUACUAACGUCACUGUAAGCGGUGCGGAUGAUACCAAGGGGCACAUCAGCGUGUUUUCGGACUUCAGUUUGAUGAUAGCCUCUCACAGCUCCCAGUUAAAGAAUCUGAUCUUCUCACCGCGCAAUUCAAUUGUGAUGGAGGUAAGAGGUACCCCGGAGGGAUAUAUGGACCCUUCGCCUUUUGAAGAAGGAAUGUCAGAGUUGGACAUCAUCUUCGAGUUGAAUCAAGAACACAACCCCGAUCUAAGUUCCUGUCCAGAGAACCUAAACUGUAAAGUAUCCAAGAAAUAUAAAACCGACUUUUGGUUAGACGAGGCUCAGUUCGAAAAAGGACUUAAGAGUGCAUUGAAGCGUCAACAAGCUCGGUGCGGCGACAUCUGGAAAUGAUCGCAUCUUAAGCAUCACAACAUAGUAAUCGGUUUAAAAUUUAGAUAAUAAAAAUAUUCACAACCUGGAUGACUCUAU
Messenger RNA from Sphaeroforma arctica JP610, 1984 nucleotides. RefSeq lists its product as hypothetical. The record is from RefSeq and is a predicted model, not a curated record. The transcript is spliced from 8 exons. Lineage: Eukaryota; Ichthyosporea; Ichthyophonida. Gene Ontology annotation, molecular function: glycosyltransferase activity. The coding region runs from base 254 to 1906 and encodes 550 amino acids.